Bufo bufo (common toad) is the source of this 1812-nucleotide messenger RNA. RefSeq names its product probable G-protein coupled receptor 33. The transcript is spliced from 2 exons. Gene Ontology annotation, molecular function: G protein-coupled receptor activity; complement receptor activity. NCBI's taxonomy places the organism in Eukaryota, Metazoa, Chordata, Amphibia, Anura, Bufonidae. The record is from RefSeq and is a predicted model, not a curated record. The coding region runs from base 29 to 1060 and encodes 343 amino acids. Gene Ontology annotation, cellular component: plasma membrane. Gene Ontology annotation, biological process: positive regulation of cytosolic calcium ion concentration; phospholipase C-activating G protein-coupled receptor signaling pathway; inflammatory response.
CCGACUGCGUCGGACUCCUGUAAGGUUUAUGUUGAUAAUGGAGGCAAAUGUCUCCACUACCAACCCAAUCAAUGCAGGGACCAUCACAGCAGUCGCAGCAGCAAAGAUAGUCUGUCUACCAUUUCUACUGGUCACAUUUCUCUUUGGAUUGGUCAUCAACACUUUCUAUCUCUGGAUCUUGUGUUUCAAGAUGAGAAGGAACCUCAACGUCAUCUGGUUUUCCCAUCUCCUUCUCUGCAAUCUAAUCUUCAUUUUUGUCCUACCUUUUUUGGCCGUUAUGUAUUUGUUCCACCCUCUCUGGGUCCUGGGUGAAUUCAUGUGUAAAUUAGUAAAUUUCCUUCUGUCCUUUAGUAUGUACGGAGCUGCUUUCUUCCUCACCGUCAUCAGCGUUGACCGAUAUUGGUUGGUUUUUCAUCCCCAUUUUUACAGGAAACACAUGCACGCUCAACAAUCCUCUAUCGUCUGCCUUUUACUUUGGGGUUUAGCUUUUUUUUUCAGCUCCCCAUAUCUCGCCUUUCGAAGGGUUCAUCAGGAAAAGAACAUUUCCAUUUGUUACAACGAUUACACCCUCACUGGUAAACCGGACAUAGAACUUGAAGCCAAGGUCAAGUGGUCCAUGUUGUACUUUCGUCUACUGGGAGGUUUCUUCAUCCCGUUAGUUAUCAUCUCUAUCUGCUACCUUAAAAUUGCCUUUAAGAUAAAAAAAGAAAAUUUUACGAAAUCCAAGAAACCAUACAAGAUAAUAGCCAUUGCUAUAAUAUCCUUCUUUAUCUCUUGGGCACCUUAUCAUGUGUGGUACGGAAUGAGCAUAGAGAAGGGGUUCUUCCAAGAGUCAACCCUACAAGCCCUCAAGGUCUUUGCCACAAUAUUGGCUUGCUUUAAUGCGUGCUUCACCCCAAUCCUAUAUCUACUCAUUGUGGAAAAAUUUAAAGCUAUCUUCAAGAAGUCUGUAAUGUCAGUCUUCCAGACAGCCCUAAUUGAAGCUUUUCCUAAGAGCACCGACAACAGAUUGGAUCUAAACUCUAUAUCAGUUAGAAAGUGUGAAGAAAAUACUGUCUAAAGAAAUUCUUGGUUUGGAGAAUCCACCAGACGCAGAGAAGCUCAUGGGGCUUCCCUGUUGGCUUUAUGGAACCGUAGACCCAUUCUUUUACUAACAUAAUGUCCUAUAAAUGACAUUUGGUCAAAAGAUGACAAAGACUAAGGCUGGGGCCAUGAAACCCAUGAUGCAACCAAGGAUCGCUGGUCGCAUCAUGGGUGGUGGAUGCAAGCAGUAAAAAUGUCAUAAUUUAUCUCUAUGUCUGUGCAAGAGAUUUAGAUGGAGAAAAUGGAGCUCAGGGAGCUAUAAAGAUGGAUUAAGAAAUGUAUCAGAACAGAAUUGUGGUCCUAAUAAAAAAAAAAGGUUUAAAGUAGCAUUAAUUUUAUAGAGCAUCUGUUAGUAUGAUCAACCCUAUUAUUAGUUGGAGCACCAGGGAGCUGGUCAUAGCGCUAGGAGCACCUCAAGUGCAAUUCUGCCAUGCUGUCUGUAUUCCCCCUUCCCUAGGAGUGUUAGGGCUAGACAUCUCAUCUUGCCCUGUGUUCUCCAAACCUCAGUGACUCGGCGCCUGUGUAGUGGAUCUGAUGAGCUAGGAAAUCAGCUCUCAUCAGAUCCACUGUGAUGGCGCUUAGUCACUGAGCCCACUCUGCACUUGCGCAAUGGAUCUUCUGCUGCGUCCCAAGCUCAGGAAGCAGCAUCUGAUUCCCCAUGCCAGUGCCAAGAAGAAAGGGUUAGACAAUAGGUGCUCCAACUAGGUAAUUUACAUACAUAUAAAAAUU